Culex quinquefasciatus (southern house mosquito) is the source of this 450-nucleotide messenger RNA. RefSeq names its product E3 ubiquitin-protein ligase RNF181. Lineage: Eukaryota; Metazoa; Arthropoda; Insecta; Diptera; Culicidae. The record is from RefSeq and is a predicted model, not a curated record. The transcript is spliced from 2 exons. The coding region runs from base 1 to 450 and encodes 149 amino acids. Gene Ontology annotation, biological process: protein ubiquitination. Gene Ontology annotation, molecular function: zinc ion binding; ubiquitin protein ligase activity. Gene Ontology annotation, cellular component: cytoplasm.
AUGGCCGACUACUUUGACGAGCUGGGCUGCGAACCGAUCGCGCCGGAACAGGCCCAGAACCACCAGCUGCUGCUGAUGGUGCGCUUCCUGCAGCAGAACGGCUUCUUCGCCGACGACCUCAACACGGACCAACUGCCGCCGCCGGCCUCGAAGGCGCUGGUGGCGGCGCUGCCGGAGCGGCAGGUGGCGGCCGACGACGAGCGGUGCGCCAUCUGCAUCAAGCCGAACGACCCGGACGGCGACAAUGAGGCGUUCCUGGUGCUGCCGUGCGGGCAUGAUUUCCACAAGAGUUGCAUUGUGCCGUGGCUGGAGAAGACCAACAGCUGUCCGCUGUGCCGGCACGAGAUGAAGACGGACGACGAGGGCUACGAGGAGCAGAAGAAGUUCCGGGAGAGGGCGGCACGGCGCGAGCAGGAGCUGGAGGAGCUGCACAACUCGAUGUAUGGUUGA